CUGCGCUAUAAAGCCGGUUGACUCUGUCCCAAGCAGAGGAUCGUUGAGCGUCUUCCAGCUGAGCAUUAUCAACAUGUCGACAGAGAAACUGAACAAGAAGAAGACGAUAGACCUGAGAAAGAAGCACAUUGGGCCAUCUUGUAAGAUUUUCUUCAGCCAUGACCCCAUCAAGAUCAUCCAAGCCAAAGGCCAGUAUAUGUAUGAUGAGACGGGACAGCGCUACUUGGACUGCAUCAACAACGUGGCUCAUGUGGGUCACUGUCACCCAGAUGUGGUGAAGGCAGGAGCUCAGCAGAUGGAACAACUCAAUACCAACACACGUUUCUUGCAUGAUAAUCUCGUCCUGUACGCCCAGAAGCUGCAGGCCACGCUGCCCGACAAGCUGUCUGUGUGCUACUUUGUCAACUCAGGCUCCGAAGCCAAUGACCUUGCUCUCCGACUGGCGCGGCAGUACAGCGGCCACAAAGACAUCAUCACACUGGAAAAUGCGUACCACGGGCACAUCUCGUCGCUCAUCGACAUCAGUCCGUAUAAGUUCCACCAGCUGUCGGAUGCUGAGCUGAAUCCAUUUGUGCAUGUGGCUCCCAGCCCAGAUGUGUACAGAGGCAAAUACAGAGCGGACCACUUCGAUCCUGCGACGGCGUACGCAGAUGAAGUCAAGGAUAUAAUCGAAAAAGUCCACAAGAAAGGAGGAAAGAUUGCUGCGUUUAUUGCCGAGUCAUUGCAGAGUUGCGGCGGUCAGGUCAUUCCCCCCGCCGGUUAUUUCCAGCAUGUGGCAGAACAUGUCCAUAAGGCAGGAGGGCUUUUUAUUGCAGAUGAAGUCCAGGUCGGUUUUGGGCGAGUUGGCACAAAUUUCUGGGCCUUCCAGCUUCAAGGAGAAGACUUCGUGCCCGAUAUUGUUACGAUGGGAAAACCCAUCGGCAACGGUCAUCCCAUGUCAUGUGUGGUGACGACCAAAGAGGUGGCGGAGGCCUUCAUGUCAUCUGGAAUGGAGUAUUUCAAUACAUUCGGCGGUAACCCGGUGUCCUGUGCCAUCGGUCUGGCCGUGCUGGACGUGAUUGUGAAAGAGGAUCUGCAGGGUAAUGCUCUGCGAGUGGGGCAACACCUGACUGAUCUGCUGGAAAAGCAGAAAGAGAAGCAUCCACUCAUCGGAGACAUCAGGGGUUGUGGUCUCUUUGUUGGAGUGGAGCUUGUGAGGGACAGAUUGACGCUCACUCCUGCCACAGCAGAGGCCCAAGAAGUCAUAUAUAAGCUAAAGGAGCAGCACAUCCUUCUCAGUGCUGAUGGACCUCAUCGCAAUGUGCUCAAGUUUAAGCCGCCGCUGUGUUUCACGACGGAGGACGCUGAGCUGGUGGUGGAGAAAAUCGACCUCAUUCUUACAGAACUGGAGGAAGCGUUGAAGCUGCACGACGCACCGAAUGUUGAGAAUGAAAGCAGUAAAAGAAAACUGCCGACUGAUGAAAACGGACACCAGUAUGGUUUAAUACACAGCAGAGGGAGCAGUCAAGGAGUUUCUCAGCAAACCACUCAAAACAAACGCCUCAAGACAUAAAGCUGCCUGGGAACAAACACUUGAUCUUUAUCAGGAAAGAACUGAUAAAGGACCGUAUACUCUCUGGAAAAGGAAUAAAAGGUGCCUUAGCAUGAAAUCUAAUGAAAAAAAUCUUAAUAUACUGUAUAUCUAUGAGAUUGCAGUGUCUUCUCAGGUAUUGUUUUUAAAUUACUCUUAGGAAUCAAGCUACUUAUUGAGCAUAUUAACAUGUGUAUUAUGACUUGGUGCAGGUUAUUAUGCAACUUAUUAAUCUACACAACUUGUAUUUAAAUUUUUGCCAAUAUUCAUGUGAUUUUUUUUUUAUUGAAUUACAAUUUUAGUACAUAAAGCAUGUAUGUCAAAAUAUGCCAUGGUGCCUUUAUGUGAAUUUAGCCUUAAAAUGCAGCUUUAAUUGUUAUAAAGCAUGAAAUACAUGUGUUAAACAAAUGCCACUGAAAUAAAUCAAUAUAUGUAUGUAA
This is a messenger RNA of Amphiprion ocellaris (clown anemonefish), 2010 nucleotides long. It is a transcript of the gene etnppl, whose product is annotated as ethanolamine-phosphate phospho-lyase. Gene Ontology annotation, molecular function: pyridoxal phosphate binding; transaminase activity; ethanolamine-phosphate phospho-lyase activity. The record is from RefSeq and is a predicted model, not a curated record. Gene Ontology annotation, cellular component: mitochondrion. NCBI's taxonomy places the organism in Eukaryota, Metazoa, Chordata, Actinopteri, Pomacentridae. The coding region runs from base 74 to 1552 and encodes 492 amino acids. The transcript is spliced from 13 exons.